Molecule: messenger RNA, 1201 nt
Organism: Acanthoscelides obtectus
Lineage: Eukaryota; Metazoa; Arthropoda; Insecta; Coleoptera; Chrysomelidae
Source: the annotation of a GenBank genome assembly
UAUUCAUCGUUAGACUUCAGGAGCUUGUUCGUGUCUCCCCGUUACAUUGGCUGUACACGUUCGGUGUCCGACUGCCUGCUACAGCUACACCUUCAGACUGUUAAAUAAGGACAAAGCCAACUCACUACCUUUCAGUCACUGCUAAGAGGUAGACUUCGUCUCACCUCGACAUAACAUCAUCGGCUUCGGCAGAUUUCACUGCAUUGUAUUUAUAUAAGUUCCCCGAUCCCUACUAACACACACGGAGAAAAAUGAAGUUUUUGGUGACGACGGUGACGGUAUUGGCGAUUGUGGCGACUGCAAAUGCUCAAUUCAAAUGCCCACCCAAAGAUGGUCAAUACGAAGAUUCAAAACAAUGUGAUAAAUAUUACGAGUGCAUAGAUGGAAUUCCACAAGCAAAGCUGUGUCCAGAUGGUCUUGUUUUUGACCCCCUUAUCAGGAAAAGGAACAAGUGUGAUCAGCCUUUCAAUGUGGACUGUGGUGACAGGACAGAACUACAACCCCCACAACCAAAAGGCGUAUGUCCCAGACUGAACGGUUUCUUUGCUCACGAAGAUCCUACAGUUUGCAAUAAGUUCUAUAACUGCAUCCAAGGAGAGGCUACUGAGAUUGCCUGCACGAAUGGACUGCAUUUUGAUGAAUUUUCUGGUACCUGUGUAUGGCCUGAUGCUGCUGGAAGACAAGGAUGUAAACAAACACUGAAUACAUUGAAAGACGGAUUCACAUGCCCGAAGGAAGGUCAAAAGGAUGCCAAUGGACAACUCGUUGUACACCCUAAAUUCGCACAUCCCACCGAUUGUCAGAGAUUCUACGUCUGCUUGAAUGGAGUUGAACCUAGAGACUUAGGUUGCCAAGUUGGUGAGGUGUACAAUGAGGAAAGUCAAAGGUGUGAUGCUCCAGAAAAUGUACCUGGCUGUGAGGAUUGGUACAAAGACGACCCAGCUCAAGCAGCUAAACCACAAAAGAAGAAUAGGAGGAGAUAAACAAUUUAUAGACUAAUUAUUUUUAAUUCUUUCGCAUUCACUCCAAUAGUACAGUCAAAAAUAUAUUAAACCUGAAAUCCCUAAGAGACAGUGUUUCCAUAUGUUGGGCUCCAUUCCUAUUUUUGUACGCGUGGACUUUUGUACUGAUUAUUUUGUAGCUCGUACUGUAUAGUGUGUUUGUAAAAAGUGUGAUUUAUUAAUAAAAAUUUAAGAAAAUA